This is a messenger RNA of Cyprinus carpio (common carp), 1976 nucleotides long. RefSeq names its product leptin receptor gene-related protein. NCBI's taxonomy places the organism in Eukaryota, Metazoa, Chordata, Actinopteri, Cypriniformes, Cyprinidae. The record is from RefSeq and is a predicted model, not a curated record. Gene Ontology annotation, biological process: negative regulation of growth hormone receptor signaling pathway; late endosome to vacuole transport via multivesicular body sorting pathway. Gene Ontology annotation, cellular component: endosome.
GAAGGUUCUCAUCUUUGCAAGUAUUUGUAAGACUGCUCCUUUAAGGGUGAAUCAGUAGUUUGAGGAAAUAGGAAGUCAGUCCAGUAACACUUUGCACAAAGGAAAAACAAAAACAAAAGGCGUCUGUGAAUGAUGGCAGGAAUAAAAGCUCUUGUUGCGUUAUCCUUCAGUGGUGCACUUGGACUGACUUUUCUCCUUUUGGGAUGUGCACUGGAACAUUUUGGAGUGUACUGGCCAAUGUUUGUCCUGAUCUUCUACAUCCUGUCACCUAUCCCAAAUUUAAUAGCUAGGAGGCAUGCAGAUGACACUGAGUCAAGCAAUGCAUGCAGGGAGCUUGCAUACUUCUUAACCUCUGGAAUUGUGGUGUCUGCAUAUGGUCUGCCCGUUGUGCUUGCACGAAAAUCUGUGAUCCAGUGGGGCGCCUGUGGCCUAGUAAUGGCAGGCAAUUGUGUCAUUUUUCUGACCAUUCUGGGUUUCUUCCUGAUAUUCGGAGGUGGAGAUGACUUCAGCUGGGAACAGUGGUAAAACCUAUCUGAAAGAGGAACAAAACUACAUUAUAAACUGCAAAACUUUAAAUUGUUUGCCAUGGCUAUGCUGAUUAACCUAGGCCUUGACAGAGACUGUGUCAGUUGCUCUCUUUGUUUUACUCUCAGUUACGGCUGCUCUGUCUCUCUGCUUCUGCCUUUUCAUUUGCAUUACACGUCGGCAUGUGCAUGGCUCUGUGUAUACAAUGAUUUGCUUAAAAAAUGUGGUUUAAAAUAGUUUGAACAGCAAAACGUAAAGGGCGAAUCUCAUAAAACCUGUGCAGUACAGUUUGGGUCAUAUUUACUCAAGUUAAAAGCAAAAACAAUUGAAUAUAUAUUUUGAUUAAAAUGAAGCAUAUUUUAGGACCAUUUAAGAGUUUUUCUGUGAUGUUUAUAAUUAAGUGUCCCACUUUUUUUUAUUUUAUUUUUUUAUUAUUAUUAAGAAUUUCUGCAUUUAAAAUAUGUACUUUUGGUUUUGGGGUGACCUAUCACACAGUACACUGUUUUUGUGAGAUUCAUGCUUAAAGAAUUAAUUGUAUGAACUAGAAAUCAUUUAUGCAAACCAAUAAAACCAAGAUGAAUUAUUUAAUAAUACAUAAAGGUAAGAGCAUAGUAUGAGCAUAUCAUAGUAUGAGCGUUAGUACUUAAUUACCCCGAUUAAAUUAUUAACAGUCAUCAUUUGCACUUGAUAUAUACAGUAGGCCUACCAGUUAUGAGGCAUAACUUAUUAUCUAACAAUGCCACUGUCACCUUAGAGUUAAGGCGAUGCUUUGUGUUUGCAAACAGAGGCACUGUAACCAUGGCUGUCCGAAGUGUUUUUGUCUUCGUUUUUGGCAAUGCAACUAAUGUCAGUUACGGAUUGGACCUGAUAAGCUUUAACCUUCUGUGUAUACCAUGUUACCAAAGCGGACAUCUUCCUGCUGUUGUUUUCCUUUAUUCCUUGUUUACAUCUAUUGUAUGUUUCCAUGUGGGUCUGUAGUUUGUUGUUUUACAAAGCAUGCAGAAUACAAUCAUAAAGGGCCUUUCAGUGAUUAUGGAAUGUUUAGUACAGCUACUUUUUGUUAGAAUAUGAUUCAUACAAUACCAGAAAUAUUUUACUACAAUUGACAUAAUUCCACAUCAAAGCUUAUAAAAACACUAUGACAUGAUUGUCAUUUAACUUAAUAAAUAGUAGGCUAUAUAGUAAAUGCAUUAUCUGAGAUCCAAUUUAAAAUCAGGGUGUCAGGUUUAAUGAUUGACAGUUUCUCACUACUGGUGUCGUCAUUAAUAUUUUAUAAAGGAUUAUAAGGUUAUCAUUUUAUCCACUAUUUGAAAUCUUUCUGUUUUUACUGACUUUACAUUGAAUCACUUGUAUAGGGAUGGUUUGAUGUACCUUUGUGAUCUUUGACUCUGUUUAAGCACUUUCAAACAAUAUAUAUUUGAUUAUAUGAAUUAAAACAUUAGAAUUUUUAA